Ochotona princeps (American pika) is the source of this 2017-nucleotide messenger RNA. RefSeq names its product TraB domain containing 2A (gene TRABD2A). Gene Ontology annotation, cellular component: membrane. Gene Ontology annotation, biological process: negative regulation of Wnt signaling pathway. Bases 294 to 1781 code for a protein of 495 amino acids. The transcript has 7 exons. The record is from RefSeq and is a predicted model, not a curated record. NCBI's taxonomy places the organism in Eukaryota, Metazoa, Chordata, Mammalia, Lagomorpha, Ochotonidae. Gene Ontology annotation, molecular function: metalloendopeptidase activity.
AACUCGCACAGCUGCCUCGCCUUGGGGCUGGCCCGUGGCGAGGCGGGGUUGGGAGGGCCAAGGGUCCCACGUGGCUGCCGGACCUAACUCGCCCGGGCCCCGCCCGGAGGCCAAGGCGCGAACUCUAAAGGCGGCUGGCGAGAGGCGUGGGGUCAGGCCGGCGCGCCAUGCUCGGCGCCGGGAACGUGCAGCGCCCUCCGGCUGCGGGCUAACUCCGGCCAGCUGGCUUCAGCUUUCUCGCUCGUUCACCCCCGACCGCCGUCGCCCUGCACGCCUAGCUGCCGUCGGGGAGGAUGAGUCCCUGGAGCUGGUUCCUAUUGCCGACCCUCUGCCUCCUCCCCACCGACGCUGUCCCGCGGCGCGAGGCUCCCACCUCUGCCAACUGCAAGCUCAAGCCCCAACAAAGCCAUUUUAAUUCCUUCCUAUGGACCAUCAAGCGGGACCCUCCAUCUUACUUCUUUGGAACCAUUCACGUCCCGUACACCCGGGUGUGGGACUUCAUCCCGGACCACUCCAAAGAGGCCUUUCAGCGGAGCAGCGCUGUGUACUUGGAGCUGGACCUCACGGACCCCGACACCCUCUCGGCCCUCGCCAGCUGCCAGAUGCUGCCCCAGGGGGGGCACCUGCAGGAUGUACUCCCUAGCCACAUCUACCACCGCCUCAAGCGCCACCUGGAGUACGUCAAGCUCAUGCUGCCCUCCUGGAUGACCCCAGACCAGCGCGGCCAGGGCCUCUACGCCGACUACCUCUUCAAUGCCAUCGCGGGGAACUGGGAACGCAAGCGGCCCGUCUGGGUCAUGCUUAUGGUCAACUCCCUGACCGAAGUGGAUAUUAAGUCCCGUGGGGCGCCCGUCCUAGACCUGUUCCUUGCCCAGGAGGCCGAGCGGCUGAGGAAGCCGACGGGGGCAGUGGAGAAGGUGGAGGAGCAGUGCCAUCCGUUUAACAGGCUGAACUUCUCACAGGUGAUCUUUGCUUUGAACCAGACCCUGCUGCAGCAAGAAAGCAUGCGAGCUGGCAGUCUGCAGAUCCCCUACACGACGGAGGAUCUCAUCGAACACUAUAACUGCGGAGACCUCAGUUCGGUCAUCUUCAGUCAUGGCAGCUCCCAGGUUCCCAAUUUUAUCAAUGCCACGCUCCGGCCUCAGGAGCGCAUCACUGCCCAGGAGAUCGACAGCUACUUCCGCAGAGAGCUGAUCUACAAGCGCAAUGAGAGGAUGGGGAAGCGGGUCAUGGCCCUUUUGGAGCAGUUCCCUGACAAAGGCUUUUUCUUUGCCUUUGGAGCUGGUCAUUUCCUGGGCAACCACAGCGUGCUGGAUGUUUUGCGGCGUGAAGGCUAUGAGGUAGAACACGCCCCUGCUGGACGACCCCUCAACAAAGAGAAGAGUAAAAAGCCCUCAUCUCUGCCAGCCCCGUCUUCCCUCAUUGCUCCAGAAGUGCUUACCCCAGAAGCUCUGGCACCGGAAGCUGGGGUUGCAGCCCGGGCACCUUUGCCAUUCCAUGUGUCCCCACCGGCAAAGGUAGGACUACCUGGUGAGGAAGAGCACAGGUUCCAGAAGAAGCGGAGGUGGCCGCCCCGGAAACAGCCACAGCGACAAUUCAGUGACCUGUGGGUGCGCCUGGAGGAGAGUACUGCCAUCCCAGUGCUGGACAAGCACGUCUCCACUGAGCUGCAGCUGCCUCCCCAUAGCCCGAUGGUGGCCAGCAGUGCCCGUCUGUCCCUGUGCACACCUGCGCUCUGGGUGUGGGUGCUGGCCUUUCCGACAGAGACACGCUUGUUCUGAUGGAGGACCGAGGGACUGGACGGGAGCUUCACCACUCAGACAGAGGGCUGGCCACUCCUGGAUGCGACCCUCAGCUCUCACCCCGAGAGGCCCAAUUCUGGGGAAGAAGUUUCUGAAGAAGAAAACCCAGUGGUGGUGCUUCUCCUUUUAAGGAAUGACUUUGGGCUACCCAGCAAUGUUGGGGAUGAGGUGUACAGCUUUAUAACAUUAAUGAGUUGUAUAAAAGUAAUUGUAAA